AUGUUGGGAUGGUACAAAAGUCUUAUAUAUCUGGCGAUCCUGCGUUGCACAACAUGCCAGCAGGUUGUUCAGGAUCCGGUCACUGCAGGGCCUGCGCUGGAGCUAGUACAUCUGUACUACGAUGAAUGGCCGACCGGCAUUGCUGUUUCUGCCUCAGGACGCAUGUUCUCCAACUAUCCUCUUGGCCUUGAUCCAACAAACACCCAGUAUCAAGUCGCAGAGCUGGCUUCCAACAACACAGAGACGCCAUACCCAAGUGCUGAGAUCAAUUCUCCGCCUGGAGGUGCAAUAGACUAUUCGACCUACCCUGCCAGCUCCAAAGGAUUGCCGGAUUAUUUGAUUGGAGUUCAAAGUGUCGUGAUAGACCCCAAAGACCGGCUUUGGAUUCUCGAUACCGGCCGAGCAGCUCUUCCAAAUGGCACUCUUACGACUUCGAAGUUUGGCGGACCCAAGCUCAUCGGGAUAGACUUGACCAACAACACAAUCUUUCAAACUAUCCUCUUUCCCGCCACAGUCGCUUAUGCUGAUUCGUAUCCGAAUGAUGUCCGGUUUGACCUGCGCCCUUCCGUCUCGGCAUCCGGGCAGGGCAUUGCUUACAUCACGGAUUCGUCAAGUGAAGGGCGUAAUGGCAUUAUCGUUGUGGAUUUGGGGACGGGUGAGUCAUGGCGCCAUCUAGAGAACAUCCCCCAGGCGCGUCCGGAGCCGGGGUUCUUUGUCAGCGUAUGGGGGGAGCCUGUCUACAACGAUCCCGGAAAUGGCAUGCCGAUUUCGCGACUUUCGUUUGGAGCUGAUGGCAUUACGCUCUCGAACGAUGGCGAGACCUUAUACUUCAGCGUCGUCUCAGGGCGUCAUUUGUAUGCGGUGCCCACUUUACGACUUCGGGACCGCAGCGCUUCCUCAGAAUUGUUCGCUCAAGCCUCGGUUAUGGACUUGGGCCAUAAGGGCGUGAGCGAUGGGCUAGAAAGCGAUUCUAACGGGAUUGUCUAUGGGGGGAGCGUGGAAACCGAUUCAAUUGUUAUCUUCAACCCGCGAAACGGGACGGUGUCUACAUACGUGAGGGACCCCAGGAUUCAAUGGACAGACACCUUUUCGACCGCCGGCAAUUACUUGUACUUUACAGAGAACCAGUUAUGGAGAGCACCGGCGCAACAGGGCGGAGUGGACAGGCGGGUGAAGCCGUACGCUUUGUUCCGGGUGCCACUGUUGAACAAUGCAACCAAGAUAGAAUUGGUGUGA
This is a messenger RNA of Exophiala dermatitidis NIH/UT8656, 1236 nucleotides long. RefSeq lists its product as uncharacterized. NCBI's taxonomy places the organism in Eukaryota, Fungi, Ascomycota, Eurotiomycetes, Chaetothyriales, Herpotrichiellaceae. The transcript has 2 exons. Bases 1 to 1236 code for a protein of 411 amino acids. The record is from RefSeq and is a predicted model, not a curated record.